Messenger RNA from Paraglomus occultum, 384 nucleotides. Lineage: Eukaryota; Fungi; Glomeromycota; Glomeromycetes; Paraglomerales; Paraglomeraceae. The record is from the annotation of a GenBank genome assembly.
AUGGGCGGCCCAUUAUUCCGUAUUGUACCACAAAUUUCUGGAAAAGCCCUUAGCCUUAAGGAUGGCAACAUUGCUGCCAAUACUCAAGUUGUCCAAGAACCUGAUAACGAUAACGACCCUGAUAGCCAACUCUGGUAUUUCGAAACUGUUGAAGGAAAUGACAUCAAUACCCUUAACGGAGGAUACAUCAAAAACAAGAAGGCAAAUCUAUGUCUUGCUAUCCAAGGCUCCGAUGCAAAUGGGUCAUUUGUAGUUACAGUUCCCAAGGAGGUUGCUAGGUUGUGGAAUUACAAUGAGAUGACAAAUAAUAUCAACUUGGCCGAUAAUCCAAACCUUAUCCUUACCAUUGCGGAUCGAUCUCCAGAUGAUGGCAAGCCGCUCAUC